Molecule: messenger RNA, 816 nt
Organism: Drosophila gunungcola (fruit fly)
Lineage: Eukaryota; Metazoa; Arthropoda; Insecta; Diptera; Drosophilidae
Exons: 4
Coding region: 194-685 (163 amino acids)
Source: RefSeq, a predicted model, not a curated record
GCGAGCUCGGUGGCGAGCAGAACCUGGAAAUACAAAACAUACAAGAUGUAAACAAAAACUACCAUCACUAAUAUUGUGCUUUUAGAGAGAGCUUUCCUUUAGAAAUAUAAUAACAGCACGCAAUAAGCAACAACACAAAUAAAAUAAUUUGAAAACAAAAUCAGUCCUUGUUAAUAUUGAACCACAAUACAAAAUGACUUCAACAUCAAACGUUUUAACUAUUGGAAUAAAGGAGACCAUCGAAAACUUCGACAGACCCUCCGAAUUUGAGAAACGAAUAUGGAUCCCAGAGACCCGAAAAGCUAAUUUUCAAAAAUAUUUUGAAGAACACUUACAGAAAAUUUUACUGAAAGGUGCUAAACCAUUGAACAGUGAACCUGAUGUUACUGCUGUCAAAAGAUUUUCAGCAAGUGAAAUUAAGAAAAAUGGCUACAAAUAUGAGUUUGGAUCGAAAUUUAAAGAAAAUGGAUGGUUAAUAGAUGGACCUUCAUUUGAGCCCAAAGGCGUACUUAGACGAGUCAAGAAUCGAAUAAGCAAGGACCAUUGGAUCAAUGAUAAUGUGGCUAAAUAUAGCAAGGAUUCCAGAGGCUUUAUACAAACAACAGUUAGUAAUGCAUUGGACGAGGAACAAAUUGAAAUCUACCAAUAUUUGUGUUAUCUUAAAGAUAGUUCCAGUAAUAAGUAAAAGGUGGUUGUAAACAAAAGAAGUACCAUCACUAAUGUGAGCUUUCAUUGUUAUGGUCAAUUUCAUAAGUAAACAAGUGAAAGAACUGUGCCCAUACGAAAAUCAUUACAUUUUAUAAGGAGACUUAACUG